AUGCAGCUCCGUAUAUCGCGCUCCCAGCGCUUGAUAGCAGCAAUUACCAUCGCUUCGGCCUUCUUUCUGGUGGAAAUUUCAAUUGGUUUUUAUACUCAUUCCCUUGCCUUGGUGGCCGAUGCCUUCCAUUAUCUUAACGACCUCGUCGGGUUUAUUGUCGCUUUUGUCGCGCACAGGUUAUCCACACGCAAUGAUUCUCCUCAAGCCCUCUCUUUCGGUUGGCAGCGAGCCCAAGUGUUGGGGGCGUUCUUUAAUGGGAGCCUGCUCUUCGCGCUGGGUAUUAGCAUCAUGUUACAGUCUAUUGAGCGCUUCAUCACACUGCAUCAGCAUCAUCAUGAUCAUCAUCAUGAUCAUAGCCACGAGCCGGUCGUAGAAUCAGAGCCUCCAAGGGAAAUUAGUUUUAAGGGUCAGCGGCUAACAUCUGCAUCGCAGCAUCCUGAUCACAGGCAUCUCACCUCAGAAACAAAAUCCUUCCAUGGUGGCCACGACAUGGGUAUGAUGGGAGUCUUGCUUCACGUCCUUGGCGAUGCGGCCAACAACCUUGGAGUGAUGAUCGCCGCACUGGUCAUCUGGUUGACUCGGUAUGAGGGAAGAUACUAUGCAGAUCCCGCAACCAGUCUAGGUAUUGCGGUGAUGAUUCUGCUCUCCUCUCUUCCGCUAGUUCAACAAUCCGGCCUCAUCUUGCUGGAAAGUGCCCCAAAAGGAGUUAAUAUCACUGAUGUAAAACAUGACCUUGAAAAGGUUCCUGGUGUUUUGGCCGUCCACGAAUUGCAUAUUUGGCGUCUUAACCAGAACAAGGUUCUCGCAUCAGUGCAUGUUGCUAUCCUAGAUCACUCGGCAUCUUGCUUUUCAAGGCUUGCCAAGGUUAUUCAAGAGUGCUUUCACGCAUACGGAAUUCACUCCAUCACAAUUCAACCGGAAAUCGUCAGCGUCGGGCCUAUUCAGGGGGAAAUGAAGGAGCUUGAAAUGAAAGACAAUUACCCCGAGAUAUGUCAGCUUGGAUGUAGAAUGGUAUGUAAAGAGCUCACCUGUUGCGGAUGA
Aspergillus ochraceoroseus IBT 24754 is the source of this 1041-nucleotide messenger RNA. RefSeq names its product putative di-, tri-valent inorganic cation transporter. Gene Ontology annotation, cellular component: membrane. The transcript has 8 exons. The coding region runs from base 1 to 1041 and encodes 346 amino acids. Gene Ontology annotation, biological process: zinc ion transmembrane transport; intracellular zinc ion homeostasis. Gene Ontology annotation, molecular function: zinc ion transmembrane transporter activity. NCBI's taxonomy places the organism in Eukaryota, Fungi, Ascomycota, Eurotiomycetes, Eurotiales, Aspergillaceae. The record is from RefSeq and is a predicted model, not a curated record.